CCACCCCCCUACUACCUGUUCUGCAGCUGCUGUAAGCAGAACAAAAGUGGCAAACCACAAUGAAGAAGCCGUUCAGUGAUCGCAAUUUCCAUUCACUCAGACACAACAUGACCUGCUUCAGGUUUAUAGAGCUCCUGCUUUUCCUCCUCUUCAGCAAUGUCUACAGUGAGGAGUCAGAACCCAUUUUCAAGGCAGAGCGCGAAGUUAUCCAGCUGGGUAAUUGUUUCGCAAUGGAUUAUAUUAUUGUUUAUAGAUCUGCUUCAGAGGGAGACCAACUGCUUGGCAACUCUUCAAACAAGAACAUGCCCAACACACCACCUGCAGACCUACAGGGUCGUACCCACAUCAGUGACGAUCCCAGCCUGCUCGGGUUUCAAAUCAGUAACCUCACUCUCUUGGACUCUGGGAUUUAUAGGAGGGAAUGUUGGAAGAACCAGACGAUAAUCAGCCAGAAGACACAGCAGCUCACUGUGUGUAAGGAGCAGAUUGAAUCUGAAGACAUAAUUGUAAGUAAAGACGGUAAAGGGACUGAGAUCUUGUGCAAUAACAAUGCUAUUGGCUCUGAGGGAACAUCUGUACGCUGGUACCAUGAAAUGUAUCCGUCUUAUGAGCCCACACUCUUCCUGGAUAGCAGUGUUUCGCUGAAGCCUCUGGUGAAGGAGCUUGCAGGUGUGGUAGAUGUAAGAGACAACGGUGCAUUGCUUGUGUUCAACAACAUGUUACAGAAAACCACACACUUUAAGUGUGUUGUGAUGAAAGGUAUCAGCUGUCUUAGUUUCCAAACCAUGCACCCACCAGAUGAGAGUGAAAGCAAGGACAUUUUUGUCUCACUGGGGGACAGAGUGCUUCUAAAUUGUUCUAUUGAUGAGGGUGACCAGGUGUGGGAAACUCCACUGGGAAGAAUUGAUGGUAACACGAGGGGCAGUCCAAUGUACAUAUCAGCUGAUGACUUCUCACUGGUUAUACCUGCCAUCUUUGCAGACUACAUUGGAGACUAUUCAUGCAUCUCCCCUUCACGUGAGAUGCAUUAUGCAUUGUUUCUUUGCCCCAGCGAAUCUGUUGUUUAUCAAGUUGUUGGUCAAGGUGAAAAUGUCUUGCUCGUGUGCAAUAUUAACCAAGAUGAUCCAAAAAGAGUGCAGUGGCACCGCUAUGGACUUACAGGGCACUAUGAGAUCAUCCACAACUCGCAGGACAAAACUGUUCCCAUCCCUAAAGAUCUACGAGGCAGAGUGACUCUAUCUGAGGAUGGGACUUUGCUGACCAUCAACGACCUGAAGGUGAAGGAUGGAGGGAAGUACUUGUGUGCUGUUGUUAAAACCCUGGAUUUCGCAGGGAAUUAUACGGAUUAUGAUACAGAAUAUGAUGACAAAGGUACUGAAGAAGAUGAAAUGGACAACGAGUGGACAGAGUCUCUGGAAUGUAUUUUUAAACAGGAGAUCACUUUGAAUUUACCCAGCAGUCCUCCACCACCGCAUAUGCCGUAUGUUGUGGUGGCAGUAGUGGUGCUGCUGCUGGUGGUAGCUGUAGUGAUUGUCACAGUGAUAGUAAUAAAGAAAAAAGCAAGGCCUUUGCCACUGCAGAGAGAAGCAACAUUGUAUGUAAAAAUGGAUAUGGAUCCUGGCUGUACUGAGAAGAUGAUUGAUUGAUUGAUUGAUUGAUUGAUUGAUUGAUUAUACUUUAUUCAUCACGAGGAAAAUUUGGUUAAGGCUGUUAGCUGGCUAAGUUAACUCUAUCUGAACGAUAUUGCUUAAUAGCCUUUGUAAAACAGCUCCAAGGUGGCUUAAUAUCCACCUGACACAUGCUGUGCUGUAGAAUCUGUACAUAAAUCAAAAGUGUUGCUAUUUUCACCUGUUGUAUACCAUGAGAAGACUGUUUUUAGACAUUUUUUCAGUUUAUGCCUUUAUCUUUCCAAUUUCUUCCUAACUAGAAAUGACUAUGGAUAUCACACACCGCAAUCCGAUAAAAUAUCGUUUCUUUCAAACAUAAUUUUGACUUAUGACUGAAAUCAUCAAAGACCCUUUUGAUAGAAAGUCCUCUUCUAGCUUUAAUGCUAAAUCCAAUGUAAAAAAAAAAUCAAGGUGCUAGUAUAACACAAUAAUAUUGUAGCUAUCUAAUUUUUUAAUUGUCAGAUGACCUGAAAAAUUUAUUGUGGCAGUGAUGUGAUAUCAAACAAUGAAUAAAGUCAGUGAGGACACUCUUCUGUCAGUAGAUCAUUUGUUUUGAAUCAUACAGAGAGCAACAGCCCAGCAAACCGAGUUGAAACCCUGACAUCAUUUCCCUGGUAAAAAAUAACCUAUACAAAAAAAAAAAACCCCAAACAAACAAGUUUUUGAGAAGAACAAAAAAGUGAAGGAACAGCUUCAAUUCAGUUCAGUUCAAUUCAAAUACUUUAUUGCCCCUCAAAGGGAAAUUAGGUUAGCAGCAAGGCAACAAGAAGAGUAAACAAAACAAUAAUAAAAAGCCUCAAUUGCACAGUUAUUUGUAAUUGAAGAGACAGGUCGCAGUAGGGAUAAAGGAAACUAAUAGGAAAAAUAAGCUAAUAGGAAAAUAUAUAUCUAGCGUAUUAUAUGCAUCAUAUGAUUAAAACAUACAUUACCCUUCCGUCUCACAACAUGAGUCCCUGCUUCUUUUAAGCGUGCAAUCCUUCACGUUUUGGUUUCUGUCACCCCCGCAACUGUUCAGUCACGUUGUUAUCACCUCAAAAAACUUCUGUUGUGGGUUUUUGUUUUUCUUAUUCAACUUUCAUUUCAUUUUUAAGAUCUAUUUCUGUUGUGUUUUAUUCAACGUCCACUGUGUUUUGCUUGCUUUUGCUGUAUUUUUCUAUUUGAUGUGUUUUCUUAAGUUGCAGGGGAUUUGACCUCUCUGGGCCACCUUAUUAAUGGCUCCUAAAGCAUUAUUAUUAUUAUUAUUUUAAAUAGGCUAAAAAAUAGCAGUCUUUGUACAUGGAGGAAACAUUGUGUGGCUGCCUUUUCACAGCUAUGUUUUAACCAGAUCAGUUGUUUUUUUGUUGUUGUUUUUUAAAAGACAAAUGCAUCCAAUUCCUUCCUCUCAAAAAUCUAAUUGACAUUUCUAACUUUGUAAGAGACAGUCUGAAUACAUAACUAUACUACGUGGAUUAAGGUUAGCAUGCAUCUGUCUCUUGUGCAAAUUUUGCAGUUUUAUCAAAACUAGUUUUGACUUAGGAGAUGACAUCUGGGUUUUAACCAUGUUUGCUAGAAGAGGUCUAAAGAGACCUUUUGUUUUUACAAUGUAAGAAUAUUGAUCAGAUCAUCCCGAUGAAAGAAUUAAAGGCAACUAAUUUGUUGCCUACAAGACUAGUAGCACUAUAGUCUGAAACAAUCCAUAAUAAAUAUAAUAAUCAUGAUAUACUACUAAUAAGUAUUGACACAACACAGCAAGCACCUGUUUCUGGAAGUGAAAAGUGUUUACUUUAGUGUAAUGUUUCCAUUAGUGGUCAAGCGCUAUGUUGGCUGCAUUUUGUCUGGAGCACACCCACCACCACCUAACCCCUCCCACCCCCAAAAGACAUUUAGUAAACAAUUAAGCAAACACAAGUAAACUGCAAUAAGUUACAGGUAGUAAUAAAAUAAACGUACUCUUUUGUGCCACGUCCAAAACCUACACUGCUAUUCUUGAAAACGCAGCUGUUUCUAUGCAUUUGGACCUUUUGUCCACAUGUAAACUGCGUUUCGAAUCACUGAAAACGGAGAUUUUCUAAAACUCGCGUGAUGUCACCGCAGGGGGCGUGACCGCCGAGGCGCCAUUUUAGCAGGCCAAACAAAGGGCUAAAGGAGCGAAAGCAUCAGCAAUGGAUCGCACUUGCUGUGUUAUCGGUUGUAAUAUUAGAUUGCACAAUCGGGAAGGAAAUAAGCUGGAAAAUGGGCUCUCUUUUUAUCCUUUUCCACCUGGAAGCAACAUGGGGGAGCUUAUGUAUCGGAUGUUACCAAAAGAAGGCAUCUAGCCUGAAUAGCAGCUGUGAGACGAGCUGAUAUCCAGUUCUCUACCAUCCCCAGAUAUCUGUUGGUGUGCUCCAGACAUUUUCAUUCAGGUAAGAUCUAAAUAAGUUCAUAUUACUCUUUAUAGCCUAUUAGUUUUAUUUUCAAUGCACUCUGAGGUCAUAGCAAAUUAGAACAAACAUCCUAAUGAGUGAUUUUGUGGAUAUACGUUCUAUUUAUAGAGUUGCUAAUUGUUUUUUAUUAUUGCAGGCAAACCAGCCUAUGAAAUGGAUGAAACAAAUCCUGACUGGGUUCCUACACAUGGGGCACUACCAAAUCCCUGCUUCAAACUACAUGCUACAUACCACCAUGCCAAUCAGAUUACUUCUUCCAUGUGAGGGCGAAUAUGUGCCCAAGUGUUGUAGUAAAACCAGGAAAAAUGUUUUUGUUAAAUACUCUUAAAAGUCUUGUGCUGUAUAUGUAGUGAUAAGUUUUCAAAAGAGACAGUAAAUAAGAGAAUGCUAGUAGUGGCUGAUAUUAUUUAAAUGCUGUCAUAAUUUUAUGUGAACAUUUUGUCAUUUGUAAACUAUAAACAACAAGGAUUCUACAUUGUUACUGAUGUGAGGUUCUACAACAGGGGUCACCAACACGGUGCCCGCGGGCACCAGGUCGCCCGCAAGGACCACAUGAGUCGCCUGCGGGCCUGUUCUAAAAAUAGCUCACCAUAACAACUUACCAGUAAGCUGCAUCUAUUUUUAUUUUUUCUUGCUAUUUUUUUUAAUCACAAUUGCAUUGGCGUUAAUUUGUUAGAGAUAAUAUAUAAAAAAAAUGUUUAUUAUUAAAUAUUAGAUCAUGAUCUAAUAUUUAGUG
Haplochromis burtoni (Burton's mouthbrooder) is the source of this 4805-nucleotide messenger RNA. RefSeq lists its product as uncharacterized. The record is from RefSeq and is a predicted model, not a curated record. Bases 60 to 1646 code for a protein of 528 amino acids. Lineage: Eukaryota; Metazoa; Chordata; Actinopteri; Cichliformes; Cichlidae. The transcript is spliced from 2 exons.